AUGAAGAAGAUGGAGAUGGACGAUAGACCACCGCCAGGCUUGGCUUGGGGCACUUCCUCUCGAGGGCCAACGGGAGAGGAUCGAUCCCUUGUCCUCGUGCUCUCGGAUUUCCAUACGCGGGAAGAAGUCGAUCUUUUCGAACCUUUUGCCGCGUUGGUUCGCCACCCGGAAAAAGACCCUGGACUUUCCUCGGUACCUCCUGUCCUCUAA
Penicillium oxalicum is the source of this 210-nucleotide messenger RNA. RefSeq lists its product as uncharacterized. The record is from RefSeq and is a predicted model, not a curated record. Bases 1 to 210 code for a protein of 69 amino acids. The transcript has a single exon. Lineage: Eukaryota; Fungi; Ascomycota; Eurotiomycetes; Eurotiales; Aspergillaceae.